Messenger RNA from Suillus subaureus, 855 nucleotides. RefSeq lists its product as uncharacterized. The coding region runs from base 316 to 807 and encodes 163 amino acids. The record is from RefSeq and is a predicted model, not a curated record. Lineage: Eukaryota; Fungi; Basidiomycota; Agaricomycetes; Boletales; Suillaceae. The transcript has a single exon.
GAGACGCUGUGAGUAAAAAGUUUAUUUAAAUAUUGGUGCGCCUACAGAGCACAACGGUACCACCAUAUCAAUCCCACCACCCCCACGUCCUACCCAAAACAAACACAGCUCCAAGACCCGUCAACCAAGAGACACUAAGUACGGCCGUCGAUUCAGCUUUGCGUGCAUCCACAUUUCCGUGUUCAUUUGUGACCGCAGUCUCGUAGUAGCCAGUAGAGGUCCGACUGUACGGUGCAGGUUUUUCCGCCAACUGCAGUGGCUCCAGAAGAAUACCAGGAUUCCCAGAGAUGAAUAGCAAAACUGCAGCUGCGAUAUAUGGAUGCCCGAUUGCUGGAAGCGUUUAAGCCGUUCAAGAAAUGUUGUCAACAAGAGGCGAAUGACCUACACCAGGUGUUGACUCCUGUCAGAGUAUGCGAAACACAAGAGAGGGCAAUACUCAAACUAGAAUCCGAAGUACUCAAAAAAUUUCUAGCAGUGCCCCGUAAUUCGUUAGUGUCCGAGAGAACAACGCCAGAUUUUUUGGAAGAGCCCCAGAUUAUAGCGCCCCAUAAUUUAGAAGGGCCCCAGAGAAUGAUCCUCCACAAGCUGAAAGCGCCCGAGGGAAUGACACCCAACAAUUUGGAGGCGCCCGAGAGAAUAUUGUCCCGCAAUUUGGAAGCGCCCGAGAGAAUAGUCCCCCAUACUCUGAUCCAGUGGAAGCCGAAUAGGUCUAGGUUUCCGUUAGAUCAUCUGCGAAGAAAUCAGAUCCCUGUUGACGUACAUGAUUUCAUCUUUAUGAGCCGCCGCACCAUCUCCUGGUAUUGCUGAAACAUUGGCAUAUCAGAGCUCCAGUAGCGAUACAUGGAAACCUGAUGA